UGAAUUUUUAAUUCGAAUCUAUCAAUUCAAUCGCUUUGCGAUUGUAAUUUGCAACCGCUGUUGCAAGCUAUUUGGGUUGUUUGAAGCUCACUGCUCUCUUACUCUGUCACUCUCUCUUCUCUCUCUCUCCCCCUUCCCCCUCUCCCUCCCUCUCUUCCCAUCAGAUCUCUUUUCCAUCCAAAUUUCACCCAUAUCAGGUAUAGCAUGGCAAUGGAAGUUACCCAGGUACUUCUGAAUGCUCAAUCCAUUGAUGGGACUGUACGGAAGCAAUCCGAAGAAAGUCUGCGGCAAUUUCAGGAGCAAAACCUUCCUGGUUUCUUGGUCUCACUCUCUGGAGAGUUAGCAAAUGAUGAUAAACCAGUUGAUAGCCGAAAGUUGGCAGGAUUGAUUCUAAAAAACGCACUGGAUGCCAAGGAUGAAAACAGGAAACGGGAGCUGGUUCACAGAUGGUUGUCGUUGGAUCCUGCGGUGAAGACCCAAGUCAAGUCAUGUUUGCUGCAAACACUCUCUUCUCUUGCAGCUGAUGCUCGAUCGACUGCAACUCAAGUUAUUGCCAAAAUUGCUGGAAUUGAGCUUCCUCAGAAACAGUGGCCUGAACUGAUAGGUUCACUCUUAUCAAAUAUUCAUCAAGUACCAUCUCAUGUCAAGCAAGCCACUUUGGAGACUCUUGGCUACUUAUGCGAGGAAGUCUCUCCGCAGGUUGUUGAUCAAGAUCAGGUAAAUAAAAUCCUUACUGCUGUAGUCCAAGGUAUGAAUGCAUCUGAAGGGAACAAUGAUGUUAGGCUUGCCUCUACUAGGGCAUUAUAUAAUGCCCUUGGAUUUGCUCAAGCUAAUUUUAGCAAUGAUAUGGAACGUGACUAUAUCAUGAGAGUUGUCUGUGAAGCAACUAUGUCUCCUGAGCCGAGAAUACGACAGGCUUCCUUCGAGUGUUUGGUCUCAAUUGCAGCCAUGUAUUAUGAGAAAUUGGCUCCCUACAUCCAGGAUAUAUAUAACAUCACAGCAAAGGCUAUUAGGGGUGAUGACGAACCGGUUGCUCUUCAAGCCAUUGAGUUUUGGAGUACAAUUUGUGAUGAGGAGACUGAUAUCUUGGAAGACUAUGUAGGUGAAUCCAGUGGGGACUCUGAUAUACCUUGUUUUUAUUUUAUUAAGCAAGCUCUACCUGCACUCAUCCCGCUGCUGCUGGAAACAUUACUCAAACAAGAAGAGGAUCAGGAUCUGGAUGAAGGUGCCUGGAAUAUUGCGAUGGCUGGUGGUACGUGCCUGGGUUUAGUUGCUCGUACUGUUGGAGAUGAUAUUGUGCCACUGGUAAUGCCGUUCAUUGAGGAGAAUAUUACAAAACCAGAUUGGAGACAGAGGGAGGCAGCCUCAUAUGCGUUUGGCUCUAUCUUGGAGGGGCCUUCCCCAGACAAGUUAGCACCUCUAGUUAAUCAUGCUUUACCUUUUAUGCUUAGUGCUUUAGUAAAGGAUCCAAGUAACCAUGUGAAGGACACCACUGCCUGGACCUUGGGACGAAUGUUCGAAUUUCUUCACAAUUCAAUUGUUGGUACACCAAUUAUUAAUGAAGGAAAUUGCCAACAGAUUAUUACAGUUCUCCUUCAGAGCAUGAAGGAUGUUCCCAAUGUUGCUGAGAAAGCCUGUGGUGCUCUGUAUUUUCUUGCCCAGGGUUAUGAAGAUGUGGGACCAACAUCUCCUAUAACUCCCUUUUUUCAGGAAAUUGUUCAAUCCCUUCUAGCUGUUACUCAUAGAGAGGAUGCUACAGAAUCACGAUUAAGAACUGCAGCAUAUGAAACAUUGAAUGAAGUAGUAAGAUGUUCAACAGAUGAAACAGCUCCAUUAGUGUUACAGCUAGUUACGGUCAUCAUGAUGGAGCUGCAUAAAUGUCUUGAGGCACAAAAUCUUUCAUCUGAUGAAAGAGAAAAGCAGAGUGAACUGAUUGGCCUACUUUGUGGUUGCUUGCAAGUAAUUAUUCAGAAGCUAGGGUCUUCGGAGCCCACCAAAUAUGUCUUCCUGCAGUAUGCUGAUCAGAUAAUGGGGCUUUUCUACAGGGUUUUUGCUUGCAGAAACGCCACAGCACAUGAAGAAGCCAUGCUAGCCAUUGGAGCCCUUGCCUAUGCUAUAGGCGCUGAUUUUGCCAAAUACAUGCCUGAAUUUUACAGGUUUCUGGAGAUGGACCUUCAGAAUUUUGAGGAUUAUCAAGUUUGUGCCGUCACUGUUGGUGUGGUGGGGGACUUGUGCAGGGCAUUGGAAGAUAAAAUACUGCCUUACUGUGAUGGGAUUAUGACACAGCUUCUGAAGAAUUUGUCAAGUGAUAAUUUGCACCGUUCUGUGAAGCCCCCAUUGUUCUCUUGCAUUGGUGAUAUAGCUCUUGCAAUAGGAGAAAACUUUAAUAAAUACUUGAUGUAUGCAAUGAACACACUGCAGCUUGCCUCAGAGUUGUAUGCCCACACAUCAGGUUUUGAUGAUGAAAUGACGGAGUACAUUAAUUCUUUAAGAAAUGGAAUAUUAGAGGCAUAUUCUGGGAUUUUCCAAGGGUUCAAGAAUUCAUCAAAAACCCAGCUCUUGAUUCCUUAUGCACCUCACAUCCUCCAAUUCUUGGAUAGCAUAUACAUGGAAAAAGACAUGGAUGAAGUGGUUAUGAAAACAGCAAUUGGAGUCCUUGGAGAUCUGGCUGAUACGCUAGGAAGCAAUGCAGGUUCUUUAAUUCAGCAGUCUUUGUCAAGCAAAGAAUUUUUAGAUGAAUGUUUGACCUCAGAAGAUCAUUUGAUUAAAGAAUCUGCUGAGUGGGCCAAGUUGGCUAUCAAUCGUGCUAUAUCUGUUUGAGGUUCAUCUGAGUUGCAUAUUCUUUUUCGUAAACUACCUGCAUGCAUUUGGGUGUCAAAAUGGGUCUUGGGGGAUUGCAUGAGUCAAGUUGUCACCAUGGUCAGACAACAGAAGGUAUCAGUUUGAAACUCUUCAAGUUGUCACUAACACUUGCAUCAUCACCAAUGCAUCACUGACUUUUGCAUGAGCACCAUCGAGUCCAGUUUGGUCAAGAGGAAGAAGGUAGCAAUGAGUUUGCAAAUGCGGGUGUGGGUCUUCAUGGGACACAUAAUUGGUUGCAUGGCCGAGGGGAGGCGGAAACUGAUCCAUGAUUGAAAAAUUAAGAUACCCUUUGAUGCUGAGUCUGAAGUUGGUCUUAUUAGAAGAUAAACCCAUUAUAGCCUGACAAUGGUUUUCCCAUAAACUAGCCAUGGGUUGUUAGAAUGGUGGAAUUCACAGGGUUGAACUGGUUUUUAUCAAUACCACCAAAGUGCCUUGUUUCAAAAGAAUCUCUUCCUUUUUCUGACUUUUAACACUGCAUCUAGUUUUUUUUUUUUUUUUUUUUUUUUUUCUCUUUAAGAGACAUCAUCCCAUUGUGUAUAAUUGUCCUGGUAUGUCUGUCUGUCAUCCAUAUCAUUUUUUCUCCCUCCAUACUUGUUUUUGCUAUGAUCGGGGUUUGGGUUUGUUAUUGUUUAGAGGGUGGGAUAGAAUACAUCCUCCUCGUAUUGUGCAUUUUUUUGCUCUUUUAAUGUCAGUUGGUAUUGUUAGGUCAUAAUUCAUCCCGCAUUCAUGAAAUCAUCAAACUUUUCAAUUUAUUUCUUGUGUUAGCUUUUGAAAUGCGUAUGUAAUCAUAUGUUGGCUAUACCUAUGAUUAGUUUAAAAGAUCGUCAUGUUUUCUGAUGACGACCAUAGAGUUGUGGAUUCCUUUUUCUUUUAUUGGAAGACAGUGGUAUGGGUUUAGCCCUCUGUGUAUCCGUUAUUCUCUGUUACAUACAAGUUUGGGGAUUUUCUUGCAA
This is a messenger RNA of Arachis stenosperma, 3815 nucleotides long. Its product is annotated as importin subunit beta-1-like. Gene Ontology annotation, cellular component: nucleus; cytoplasm. Gene Ontology annotation, biological process: protein import into nucleus. Lineage: Eukaryota; Viridiplantae; Streptophyta; Magnoliopsida; Fabales; Fabaceae. Gene Ontology annotation, molecular function: small GTPase binding; nuclear import signal receptor activity. The record is from RefSeq and is a predicted model, not a curated record. The transcript is spliced from 3 exons. The coding region runs from base 205 to 2820 and encodes 871 amino acids.